Molecule: messenger RNA, 1417 nt
Organism: Prosopis cineraria
Lineage: Eukaryota; Viridiplantae; Streptophyta; Magnoliopsida; Fabales; Fabaceae
Product: translocase of chloroplast 34-like
Exons: 8
Coding region: 175-1119 (314 amino acids)
Biological process (GO): intracellular protein transport
Cellular component (GO): chloroplast outer membrane
Molecular function (GO): GTP binding; protein-transporting ATPase activity
Source: RefSeq, a predicted model, not a curated record
AAACAAAACAAAAAGAACGAAACGCUGUCUCAAGACUAAAGAAAGAGAAAAGUAGAGCCCUUUUCUUCUUCGACUAACAUUCCGCAGGUCGAGCUCGCCGUCGGGCGCCGUCGGCUGUUGUCAACGCUGAGUGGUUAUUUUCCGGCAAGUAUUGAAAAAGGGGAUCAUCCGAGAAUGGCUCAAUUAAUCCGUGAGUGGGCUGGAAUCAAUACAUUUGCACCUGCAACCCAGACAAAACUGCUUGAACUUCUGGGAAAACUUAAACAUGAGAAUGUGAACACUUUGACAAUACUUGUGAUGGGAAAAGGGGGUGUUGGAAAAUCUUCUACUGUUAACUCCAUCGUUGGAGAGAGAGUGGUCACCAUCAGUCCAUUUCAGUCGGAAGGACCAAGACCUGUGAUGGUAUCACGAUCAAGGGCUGGAUUUACAUUGAAUAUUAUCGAUACUCCUGGUCUUAUAGAAGGUGGAUACAUAAACGACAUGGCACUUGAUAUAAUAAAACGUUUCCUUUUGAACAAGACCAUAGAUGUGCUUCUUUAUGUGGACCGUUUGGAUGCAUAUAGAGUGGACAACUUGGAUAAGUUGGUUGCCAAAGCUAUAACUGAUACUUUUGGUAAAGGAAUAUGGAACAAGGCUCUUAUAGCACUCACACAUGCUCAGUUCUCACCUCCAGAUGGGUUACCUUAUGAUGAAUUCUUCUCAAAAAGAUCAGAAGCACUCCUGAAAGUUGUUAGAUCAGGUGCUCGGAUAAAGAAAGAUGCCUCUCAGGCUUCUACUAUCCCUGUUGUUUUGGUUGAGAACAGUGGAAGAUGCAAUAAGAACGAAAAUGAUGAAAAGGUUCUUCCAGAUGGUGCUGCUUGGAUUCCUAAGUUAGUCCAAACUAUCACAGAAGUCACAUUGAACGGCAGUGAAUCUAUUCAUGUGGAUCAGAAGUUGAUUGAAGGGCCUAAUCCAAAUCAGACAGGGAAAUUAUGGAUUCCUCUUAUUUUGGCACUCCAAUAUUUCUUUGUCAUUAAACCAAUACGAGGAUUUAUCAAGAAGGAUAUUGCAACUGAGAGCAGGCCAUCAUGGGAGACGCAUGAGAGCGAGACAAAUUUUUCCGGGAGAGAUAUCUUUUAGCUUCGCACCUUUUUACUCAAUUUUAAUCAUGUUUAGGUUCUACCAUUAACGUGAUUACACAUCUAGUGGUUGUCCAUCUUUUUCUGUAGUCAGUUUGGUGGGUUUCAAGAGAAAUUGCUAAUGCUAGUAGUUAUGCGGCAUGGGCUUUUUAUUCAUAAUUUUGAGGUGACAUCAUCUUGCGUUGUGGAGAAAAUAAUCUCUUUUAAAUAAGUAUUGGAUCUUGUAGGGUAUGCUUGAAUUGAAUGGAGGAUAUUCAUAGGGAAGGAAAAGGGAAAAGAAAUGAAUUUCCAUUGAAGCC